UUAUAGCUUGCAAUAUCGCCAAAAGUGCUACAGGCAUAUAAGAAUCGUCCACUACUGGAUAUAGCUUGGCUUGUGACGACUGUAUAGAGCAGCUUUUGGAUGUUUUCUUUCAUGAUUUAGUCUGUUUGAUCGGUUGUUGCCGGUUUUAUAUUUAAAAAUGAAAUAAGCUCUUUUGAACGUGAAAUUUUAUAUAUCCUAGAUAUUGAAGUAAUCAGGUAUAACUUUUCGUAGUUCUUUUUCCAAUAAUAUUACUAGAACCUGCUUAAUUUUAAUUAAUUUAUGGAUUUAAUAUUCAUACAAAUUGUAAACAACUGGAAGGUUUUGAACUUUCCAGUGUAGACUUUCCAAUGAUUCCAGAAAAUGUUAAGCAUUCCAGAAUCAUUCAAAGUUUGUCGCUCGAUUUUACUACAUGCUGGGUACUUUUUCUUGUAGUAUUAAUUAAUUUUUUUAAGUGACUUAAAAUUUGUUUUAUUUUUUUAUUUAAAUAUUGUCAAAUUAUGGAAUUAAGAAACGAUGACUUCAUUUCUGAUCCUGUCGAUCUCUUAAAAGUUUGCAGAAUGUGUCUGAAAAAAGAAAAGAUAUUAAAGUCAAUGUUUCACUGCUCAGUUAAUAACGUGCUUUAUGCUGAUAUUUACGAAUUGUGUACUGGCUUUAAAAUUUUAUCAGAAACGGUUUGCACCUCAUCAAUAUGUACAAAUUGUGAAACUGACUUGCUCUUUAUCUACGAAUUUAAGCAAAAGAUCCAAGAUAAUGAAGAAAAAUUGGAGAAAUUAAUUCACAUGAAAAUCCAAAAUGAUCAUUCUAAUGCUGAAAUUGAGAAUCAAUUCUUAGGAAUGGAUGAUAAUUUUCUUGAUUAUCGUGUCGAAUUGCUUGAGUAUGACAUGUAUAAAACUUAUAAUGAAUGUAAAUUCAAGGCAAUUAAUGAUUUAAGCUUUGUCAAAUGUACAAAAUGCACGGACGAUGACUGUGAAACGGAAAAAGUAAUUAAUGCAAUUAGUCUUAACGAAUCAUUUAUCAUCUUAUGUGAGGAAUGUGAUACAGCUUUUUCCAAUAAAGAAAAUUUCCUUCAACAUUACACGCAAGUACACAGAGGAACUGAUAAUAUUAUUUGCAAUGAUAAAAAUCAUAAAUCUGAUUCUCGCUCGAAUGCCUUAAAAGAGUUUUAUAAUGUUGGCCAAUUAAUCAGGCAUGAAAUAUGUUCCAAAAAUAUCAGCAAUAAGAUUUGGAAAUGUUUAAUGUGUAAUAUUCGAUUUAUUCGGAAAGAAUCACUUAGAAAGCACUUAGAAACAGCCAAUUGUGAAUUUAUUCAAGAAAAAUGCUAUAAUGAUAAUUCAGCCAAAAAGGAAAAAGAAGAACAGCAACAAAAAAUAAGUAGAUCUAUAAAUAAAUCACAAAUGACUUCAUGUAAAAUGUGCGGUGCUCGAUUUCGGCAUCGAUCAACAAAGAUUGCUCACAUGACAAGAGAACAUAACGCUAAGAAAGCAUUUGAAUGCGAUUAUCCAGGUUGUGGAUUCAAAACACUUAAAAAAGACAGAUUUCAAGCACAUGUUGAUAAGCAUGAAAAUCCCGAAAAAACAUUUAACUGUCCGAUUUGUAAUCAAGCUUUUAAAUCAUACAAUUCCAUGACUCUUCAUAGAGCUAAGCAUACUUCAUUAUCAACAACAUUUAUGUGCUCAUUCUGCAAUAAAACAUUUCUAGAUAGGCGUAAUUAUAAAAUUCAUUUACGUUUGCAUACGAAAGAAAAGUUAUUUCACUGUGACAAGUGCCAGAGAGGCUUUAAUCGAAAAGAGCACUUAAAAAAUCAUCUAAACAGAAAGGGCCAAUGUGAUGUUUUUGCAGCAACAAGCAAUUUAAGCUUCAUUGCUUAAUUUAUUGGUAUAUUUGUUUGACGUUGUUAUAAUAAAAAGCUUUACAUUUAUAAAGAAAUCAAUUAUCUAUCGAUAAAAACUUUUUUAAAAUUAUGAAGGCACUUGUGGCUUGAAGCGCAUGAAUUUUUAAGGUGACAUUUCUAGACGAUUUUUAAAAAUUUCAACGACUUUUGAUUAUUCAAAAUUUGGAACAGGAUUUAAAAAUCAAAAUUUAAACUGAAAUGACAUGAACUUUUUAGACUACUGACCAAAUUUUGGCUAAUUCAAACAAAACGACGGUUAAAUUGCACAAAGCUUUAGAAAGCAUGCUGGUUUUGUGAAUCAAAUACCGAAUAAAAUUGAUUACCAAUCGAAAGGUGAUUAGAUUAUAAUUAUUGGCAGGAGUAAUAAAACUUCUUGAUCCAUUGAAAUUGAUAGCAACUUUAAAGCAUUUAAAAAGAAUGAGAAAUUAAUGAAAUUUCUUUAGUUUGCGGACAAACCUAGACCAAAAAUGAUAAAAAUCGUUUUUAUCGUACUUUGUUUAAUUUAUUUCUCACUCGGUUGUAGAGUGAUUGAGCAAAGAGCUAAUGGAGUAACAACUGAUCGUGAUGACACUUCCUUCCUAGUUUUAUUAGAAGGAUUCAUUACAUAUGAUGAGAAAAUUAUGUGCAGUGGUGUCUUCAUUUCUGAAAAAUAUAUCCUAACAACUGGACAUUGUGUUAAUGGAACUUUAUUCGUUAAUGUCCAUGUAUAUGCCCACAAAUUAAGAGAUGUUUAUGAAGAUAAACGUUCAAUUUAUAGAAUUGAACCGGAAAAUUUGAAAAUCGGAAAUGCACACUUAGCACUGAUUAAAAUGCCAGAUUCCUUCGAAUUCAAGACGUAUUUAAAAAUUGCAAAAUUACCAACUGCUGAUUUUGAAGUUGGAACUGAAGGAAAAACUUAUGGAUGGGGUCUUCUAGACUACACCGACGAUCAUGCAGCAGCACUUAAACAAGAAUAUUCUUUAAGAUUCAUUAAUGAGACCGAAUGUCAUGAAGCAUAUCCCGACAUACUUUGGAAUAGUGCAACUUUUAUGUGCAUAAAAGCACUUUCAGGUACAAACUGCGUAUCAGACAAUGGAUCACCAUUUAUGGUCAAUGACAUUGUUUAUGGAUUUCAAUCUUAUGGACAGUUAGAAGCUUGUGAUGGAAAUAAACCAAAUUUGGUACAAAAUGUAUUCUUGCAUAUUGAUUGGAUUAAAGGAAUUGCUGGUUUGCCUUAAUUCUUGAAAUUGGUUAUUUUUUGUCUUGAUUUAAAUCAAAUAAAUUUUGAAUAAAUCAAAUAAAUUUU
Chironomus riparius is the source of this 3176-nucleotide messenger RNA. The record is from the annotation of a GenBank genome assembly. NCBI's taxonomy places the organism in Eukaryota, Metazoa, Arthropoda, Insecta, Diptera, Chironomidae.